AUGCAUGUAGAGAUAGUUAAAGGGAAAAGAGUGUUUGCAGUCAAUUUAUUGUUUUUGUUAUCAUCUAUAGCCGAGGUAAUGUGCAUAAAACCAACUGAUAUUCCCGAAAAGAAAAUUACAGAAAGUAAGCAGAUUACUGAUGAAAGGCAUUUAGAUAUAGCAUCCAGAAGGAACAAUGAAUUCCUUCUAUAUGCAGGCUGCUCGUUAGGACAAACUGAGCUGUUUCUAUCAACAGAAGCUAGUUUGAUGAAAAAAAACUUGUUCUGCAUAGCUGCAGAGUUUAUUGUUACGUUCGGGCUAUUUUCUACAUGCAUUGUUGAUAUAUUCUUUAAAAGAAAUGGGAGGGAGUAUACAGACACACUUUUUAUUAAAGAGAAGUGA
Nematocida ausubeli is the source of this 381-nucleotide messenger RNA. RefSeq lists its product as uncharacterized. Lineage: Eukaryota; Fungi; Microsporidia. The transcript has a single exon. The record is from RefSeq and is a predicted model, not a curated record. Bases 1 to 381 code for a protein of 126 amino acids.